UCAUUUUUUUAUUGCAGCAAUUUUUUCAAGAUAACCUCUGCAACUUUUUUAUUUGACCUGACUACUAAAUUAUGAUGAGAUUCCAUAGGAGUAAAAUGCUAUAUUCGUUUGUGUUAGUUCAAAUAAAACACAAGGUCAAGAAAAAUAGCUUUCCUUUCUGUGGAUAAAUAAGCCAAUUAAUUUGUAUUUUAAUACCCGUAAGAUAAAUAUUUCUCUAGUCGGUAGGUAUGAUUUAAGGUGAGACAUGUGCGAGCUGUUAAAAUCCCAUUAUACCAACAAGUUUAGACUACAAACAACUUAAAGAAAUUCACAGUUAAAUCUAUAUCUGGAUGGAUCCUAUCUUUUUAAGUUUUAGAUAAGCUAUCUUAUCAACAUUAAUUUCAGUUACAUGACAUUUUCUGCAUUACAGUCUGUUGACAAAAUUAAGGCGGUUUAAGGUGAAGGUGUCCUGGGUUCCCCCACUACUUUUUUAGCUUAAUGUAAAUUUUUCAUUAUGCCUCCAAUAAUUUCUAGCUGAUCAGCUUUUGCCUGACUUUUUGAAAGGGUGAGGUGGCCUGAUGGAAUUGCUUUCCCUCAAACCGCCUAAAUUUUGUAGACGGAAUAUAGUGCAUACUGAAACAUCUGAACAUAUGUUACAGUAGUACUAACUACCACACCGUAUCUUUUAUUUGGACUAAACAUGUUAAAAUAUCAGUGCAAUAUACCAGUUAUUAGUUAAACUCAUACUGAUUCUGAAGAGGUACAUUGUCUGGACGUACUUUUGUUUUUAUUAUAUUGUGUGUUUCAUUUGGUCACACCACAAAGUGUAACAUUUCUUACAGGUUUGGUGAUAAGAUUUUUGGUUAAAGUUUGUGGUUGUUAAAUUAAUUGUACUUUCAGGAGUUAGCUAAAACUUCAUGUUUCCAACUAUUAAUUAUUCCCUUGACACAUUGAUGGUUUUGAUUAUGAGGCAAUAAAAUGUGGGUUGAAAAAACUGUGAUGGAAAUAAUUUUUAGGACUCCAAAGCCUAGACGAGAUAUUUGUUGGAUAAUGAAACAUGGAAGAAGAUGAUUUUAUUUCACUACAGAAAAAAAUAAUACACACAAGGAUUUUUAGGAUUCAUAAAAGUUGUGUCUUAAGUCGGAUUAAGUACAUGAUUCUUUAAGUGUCUAUGAAGCAGAAGUUUUUUAAAAAACUUUAUCGGAAGUUGAAAAAAAAAUCAAAGAGAAGAUAUUGUACCUUAUAAAACAAGUUUGAGACUAGUAAAGCCCAAUUUUGGCUUUAAGGAAGAUACUUGAGAAGGAAUAAAGCUAACAACAUCAUAUUUUGGAUUUCUUUUAAAUGCAGAAUUCAAGAAUGUUAAUGAAAUCAUUUACCUCACAAUGUUUAAAAGAAAACAGGAGAUGUCCUAAUUUGUGAGAUGGAUGUUAAAAAAAAUUGCGAGAAUCUUGAAUAUCAUGGUUACCUCAGGAAGGCAAGAGUGAGCCGUUUGAAGAGAUGUUAGAGAAGACAGUUGGAUUUCACAACCCCAGCAAUGUCAGCUGUCUGGCCAGUGUUAUGGGAUUGGGGAAUCUUCACCACACCAAUAUUCUAGCCCUCAAAGGACGUUUUCCCGAGACGGAGUAUGCGACAGAGCUGCGUAACGUACAGGCAGCCAAGUGGGCGUUCCGUAGUGUCGCUGAUGGCAUAGAACACUUCAAGUCUGGUCGCAUGACUGAGGCGUUCCAGUGUCUUAACAAGGCCUUGAGCAUUGACGCCAACAACAUAGAAGGCUUGGUCGCACGUGGAGCUUUAUAUGCCAAUGGUGGAAGUUUUAAGAAAGCAAUCGACGAUUUUGAGAUUGCCUUGAAAUUGAACCCUACUCACGUGAACGCAAGGAAAUACAUGGGAGAGACACUAGUGGCUUAUGGAAGGAAUUACGAAGACUCAGGUCAGACAGAGGAAGCUCUGAAGUUGUACGAGAGGUGUUUGGAGAUUGUGCCUUACCACGAGGAAGCACAAAACUCCAUUGAGUACAUCCGAGUGAAGAUGGCCAACGGUUCAACCUCGCUGACAGAUGGACUCGUACCUUCAUUGACCUCUAAGACUCAGGGGGUCAAGGACACCUUGAAACAGCUGCUGGGCAACGAGACUGCCACCAAGGAGGAAGGGACUAGCUCUGCUAAGAAGAAGAAGAAGGAGAAAAAAUCAAAAAAACACAAACGCCACUCAUCAUCCAGUAGCAGUUCGUCUUCUGGAAGCUCAAGUUCCUCUUCUUCAUCAUCAUCCUCCUCUGAUACCAGUUCUGCAUCUUCUAAUGAUUUCCACGGCAAGAAAAAGCAUAAGAGCAGGAAGAGUGAGCCAAAGGAGAAAUCACUGUCACCACUAAGCAAAAGGAUGGCAAUUAUGGACUCUUCUGCUACAUCCGAAACUGAUGGACAAAGAGGAUCUCAUUACAACCCUCCUGCCUUGCCAUAUUCUUUCUCAGCUGAUCCAGCAGCUGCUGCUAUGGUUUACGCCUCUUCUGGGAAGACGGACAAAGAGUCGGAAUAUGAACAACGAGUUUGUAAAUUCCUGGAACAGACAAAAGGUGAUUCUGACUACGAGGAGAAAGUACGCAAGUUCCUUGAUGAAACUGCAAAAUGGAAAAAAGAACGCAAAGCCAUAGAAGAAAAGGCUAAAAAGAAGCGCAAGAAAGAGAAGAAAGCAAGGAGCAAGAGCAAGAAGAAGAAGCGUGAUGAACGUAAAAAGAAGAAAAUGAUGAAAGAAAUAGAAGAGAAGAAAUUACGUGAUGCCUUGCGAAAACAAAGGCGAAGAAGCAACUUAGAAGAUGAUGAUGAAUUCCUGUAUGGUGAAAAAGAUUUAAGGUUAAGUCUACCUGACUUGGAAGAUUUACAAAGCAAGCUCAGUUAUUACGUCAAAGUUGAGAAAGGAAAUUCAUCAAAAAAGAAAGAGAAGAGCAGCAGUGUAGAGAAGCUAGUUGCAGCUGCUCAAGCUAAGAAAGCAGCUUCUCCCAAAGGGGUCCUACUAUUGGAAGAGGAACUGAGGGAAGAGGCUAGGCAGAGGAAACUGGAGAAGAAGAAACUUGACAUAUUUGAAGACUCCCCCCCUCAAAUAAGACCUCCUGAAGCUAAAAAUGUUCCGUUACCAUCUGGGGCCCCUCCACCUUCGAGCAAGUUCAAGAUGCAGAUUGGCUCAGCUCAAAAUCGACUGAAGAAACGAGGCGAUAAAACUGAGGAGAAAGAUACUUGGGAUGAAGUGGGAGAAAAGAGGUUCAUUUACAUGAGCGAGACAAUCACACCAAGCAAAGAGAAAGAGACCAAAACACUUCCAGAUAAGAAAAAAGAGGUUGAAGAACAGUUGGCUAAGGCUCCGAUGAUCCUGGAUAAGUUGGGAGGAUUCCGUAUAAAUCCAUUGGCUGCUGAGAAAAAAUUAGACGACAUCACACCACAGAAACGUAAGCUGCGGCCCAGAGUAAGUGAAAGUGACUCUUCAGAUUCAGAGGGAGCGGCCAAGAAGAAAGAAAGGGCUGCCAGGAGUCCGGGAUCUUCAAGGUCUCGCAGCAGGUCUCGAUCACACAAGAAGUACUCGAGUGAUUCACCUCCGCCUAAGAAGUAUUCAAGCAGUUCAUCCCGCAGUCCCUCCUAUCGCAAGGACCGCAGCCGCAGCAAGUCUGGGUCUUACCGCAGUGAUCGUGAACGUCGUCGUUAUCGCAGCAGUGAAAGCGGCUCGUAUCGUAGCAGAUCUUACUCCAGAUCCCGCAGUCGUUCACGUUCCAUGGACUAUCAUCGACGGUCACGCAGCCGCUCAGACGACCGUCACCGCUACCACAAGUAUCCUGGUCGCUAUCCUCGCAACCGAGGUACUUACUACAGACCUCGCUUCCAGACUGGUUUCAAGACUAGACCUGGAGGAUUCUUCCCUCGGGGCAGUUUUGUUCCCAGGGGCGGCCCGUGGAGACCUGGUGGUCGACCUUUCAUCCCUCGGAUGCGGGGUAGAGGACGACCGAGGUUUUUCCAUAACAACUUCAAACCUCGUGACGAUCGCUACCGUCGCUAUGAGAGAGACAUGUCACGGUCCGAUGACGACGACGGCAGUCCGAUGCGUAAAGUGGAUGCUGCCAAGGAGCGGAUUGAUAGAAUGUUGAGCGAAGACAAGCGCCACACAGGACCGUUGAGCGAAGGAGAGGAAAGGGACGAUGAUUACAUCGACAGGAAGGAUUAUGAUAGAGAGAGGCCAAGACAGUCGACAAGUCCGGAUAUGGAUAGGAAGAAGGAAGGAAUCAAGGAGGAAAGGAAGAGUGGGGGAAAACCGAACCCUUGGUGAAAUAGAGACUACAGUACAUUGACAGCUUCUCAUUAGAUAAGUUUAUUUUGUUAAUUCAGUCAAAAUAUUGUAUAUAUUUUAUAUGCAUGUGCUUCUUAUGUUUUAAUUGAAGAUUGUGCUACACUAAGAUGGUCAAAUAGUGUAAAUUUAGAUUUGAUUAGCGUUACCUGUGCUAGCUGUUUAGGACCACUGUUUAUAAAUAAAUUCACUUUGGUGUAA
Messenger RNA from Macrosteles quadrilineatus (aster leafhopper), 4503 nucleotides. RefSeq names its product tetratricopeptide repeat protein 14 homolog. The transcript is spliced from 19 exons. The coding region runs from base 1477 to 4284 and encodes 935 amino acids. Gene Ontology annotation, molecular function: nucleic acid binding; protein binding. The record is from RefSeq and is a predicted model, not a curated record. NCBI's taxonomy places the organism in Eukaryota, Metazoa, Arthropoda, Insecta, Hemiptera, Cicadellidae.